This is a messenger RNA of Brassica oleracea var. oleracea, 653 nucleotides long. RefSeq names its product heavy metal-associated isoprenylated plant protein 26. The record is from RefSeq and is a predicted model, not a curated record. Gene Ontology annotation, molecular function: metal ion binding. The coding region runs from base 26 to 469 and encodes 147 amino acids. Lineage: Eukaryota; Viridiplantae; Streptophyta; Magnoliopsida; Brassicales; Brassicaceae. The transcript has 3 exons.
UAAGGCCUCACGCUACAACGUAAAAAUGACGACGGUAGUGGAAAUGGAUGUGCCUAUGGACUGUCCUGGUUGCGAGAGAAAAGUUAGGAAGGCUCUUGAAAGCAUUAAGGGAGUCCACGAUGUUCAGAUAGAUAUGAAUCAGCAGAAAGUAACGGUGACUGGUUCGGCGGAGCAGAAGAAGGUUCUUAAAGUUGCAAGGAGUAUUACAGGAAGAGAGGUAUGCUUAUGGUCGUGCCCUUACCACCCCGAAUCUAAUGGAUUUAACGACAAGUACUACAAGAAGAAGUUCCGCAAAAGAAUCAUCAUGUCAAAAAAUGGUGAGAAAGUGAGUUCUUAUAACUAUUAUAUGCAUGGAUACCACGGACACGACCAUGGUUACCAUCAGGAACGGCCUUAUUCUGGUCUUAUCGACGAGAACGCUACUUCUAUGUUCAGUGAGGAAAACCCUCAUUUCUGUAACAUCAUGUGAUCGAUCUCCAUUUCAACAGCUACUAUGGAUGGAACAACUUUAGUUUGGUUAUGCUCCUUCCUUUGUAAAUAAACACGCAACCUAGUGGAAACCAAAUAUGAGUCCUCGUCCUCAGCUCAGUUGGAUUUGAUCCAGUCUCGAUAAAUGUUUAUGUAAUAAAUUAAAUGGGUUUGGUUUAAAUUUA